AUGUCUGCCCAACAAGAACAUCCGAUUGCACAACUAUCAACAUCGGACCGGGAGAAAUUUGAGGAGCAUCUAGCAAGAACGGGGUUAUUUAAGCUCAAAUGCAGCACACGCGCAGGAACGCAAUUUCCCGUUGUGUUUCCACGGUAUUUUGGAACAGAUGAGGAAGAAUUCACAGCGUAUCGAUGGAAGGCGUUCGCCAACAGACGAGCGGGUACCAACGUGGCGACUCCACGCGCAAAACCCAAAUGGACUACCAGUACGAAAAAAUCAACUUCCAUGAAGUGGAGCGCCGUUGUCAAGGAAGGCUUACAGGAAGUUGAGAAACCAAACGGGACUGCUAAGACGUCGAUCGCCAUACAGACCACUUUACAACCUUUGGGCGCUGUUUUGUUGAGAUCCAUGUAUGAUCCGAAACAUUUGCCUCAAUACCCGGGGUUGGCACCUCAUGGACUCGUCAACAACGGUAACAUCUGCUACAUGAACUCGGUUCUGCAGGCCCUGUUUGCUUGUCCUCCGUUCAGCCAGAUGCUGAGCGUUAUCCAAAACCUCACAAUGGGCCAGAUACAGUCGCGCACACCCAUAAUGGACGCAUUGGUCGCAUUACACGAAUCUUUCAGUCACUCCUCGCCGGAAGUGCUCACCACAACCGCCUUCUAUGGCAACAUUGCCAGAUUGCCUCGAUUCAGUCACUUGAAAUGGGGAAGACAGGAGGACGCUGAAGAGUUCUUAGGCUAUUUAUUAGACGGUCUACACGAAGAAUUCCUCGAGAGCAUUUCUCGUUUGACGGACAAGGAAGUGACCGAUCUGCAAACCUCAAUCACAGACCCUUCGAUUUUGAAAUCAAUUAAUUCAGCUCUAGAGAUGAUCAAAAUUGGCCAAGUGAACGGUACAUCGCAGAGUGAGGACAACGGAUGGAUGGAAGUUGGCGCAAACCAGAAGCUGGCCGUGAAGAGACAAGUGGACAUCAAACCGUCGCCUGUGGUGGAACUGUUUGGUGGAAACUUCCGCUCGAUUCUGCAGCUUCCAAAUAGCAAAAAAUCGUCCAUCACGUUGGACCCAUUCAUGCACGUCCAAUUAGAGAUCAGCAACAAUGACACCCACGACCUAUACACUGCCUUUGAGAAGUUUUCGAUGGUGGAAGAGAUCUCGUAUGGCGACCACACUGCCAAGAAACAGAACUUGAUCGACAAGUUACCAAAAGUCCUCAUCAUCCAUCUCAAGCGGUUCUCGUUUGUCUCUAACGAUGACAGAAACGACAACUUCGAUGACUACGAAGUUGUCUCCUCGAAACAGCGCAGAAAUAAGACAUCUGCAUCGCACACUUUGCCGCCCGAGCCUACUCACGCAAAGACCUAUGAGGCAGGCGGCCGCAUUGAAAAACUGCACAAAAAAAUCCAAUACCCGCACAAUCUUUCGCUUCCGGUGUCCUGCAUCUCGUCCAAUGUGAUGGACCAGCCAAACUACAAAUUAAUCGGCGUGGUGUACCAUCAUGGCCGUUCCACAGAGGAGGGCCAUUAUACAGCAGACGUUUUGGGAGCAGAGAAUCAUUGGUCUCGUGUUGAUGACACCUUGGUAACCCAGAUCAGCUCUGACGACGCAAUUGAAAACGGCAUGGGCGGAGGAGUCUCGAACGGUAAGAGCGCGUACAUUUUGUUGUACGAGAAAGUAGCUGCAGAAACUGUAUAA
This is a messenger RNA of Ogataea philodendri, 1686 nucleotides long. RefSeq lists its product as uncharacterized. The coding region runs from base 1 to 1686 and encodes 561 amino acids. The record is from RefSeq and is a predicted model, not a curated record. Lineage: Eukaryota; Fungi; Ascomycota; Pichiomycetes; Pichiales; Pichiaceae. Gene Ontology annotation, biological process: protein deubiquitination. Gene Ontology annotation, cellular component: nucleus; cytosol. The transcript has a single exon. Gene Ontology annotation, molecular function: cysteine-type endopeptidase activity; cysteine-type deubiquitinase activity.